Messenger RNA from Fonsecaea multimorphosa CBS 102226, 2208 nucleotides. RefSeq lists its product as uncharacterized. The record is from RefSeq and is a predicted model, not a curated record. Lineage: Eukaryota; Fungi; Ascomycota; Eurotiomycetes; Chaetothyriales; Herpotrichiellaceae. Gene Ontology annotation, molecular function: protein binding. Gene Ontology annotation, biological process: regulation of actin filament polymerization. The coding region runs from base 1 to 2208 and encodes 735 amino acids. The transcript is spliced from 3 exons.
AUGGCUCAGGUUGCGACAGUCAACUUCGGCAAUGAGCUCAAGGACGGCUACAAGCCGGUCGACAAUUGGGUCAACCUGGGCAUUACAUGGCUCACCGAAAUCCAAGAAUUCUACCAAGAACGUUCCGCUAUAGAGAAGGAAUACAGCCAGAAGUUGACCGCUCUGGCAAAGAAAUACUAUGACAAGAAAUCGAGAAAGUCCAGCAACCUGAGCGUCGGCGACAACCCCGCCCUGACUCCGGGUUCUUUAGAAUCCGCCUCUCUCACAACAUGGACGACUCAUUUGUCUACGCUUGAGGCACGAGCGAAUGAACAUGCGAAAUUCUCCAAAGAUCUCAUAAGUCAAGUCGCAACCCCGCUGGAGUAUACCGCUACGAAACUUGAGGAGUUGAGAAAGAGCCAUGCAGAAUAUAAUGCCAAACUUGUCAAAGAGAGAGAUUCAUCUUAUGGCGAUCUAAAAAAGUUGAAACAGAGAUACGAUGCUGUGUGUCAAGAGGUCGAGAACCGAAGAAAAAAGGCUGAAUCGUCCAUGGACAAAAGCAAGGCACAAAGCACGUACAACCAACAAUUGAUGGAAAUGAACAAUGUCAAGAACACGUACCUGAUUGGCAUCAGUGUCGCGAAUAAGAUGAAGGAAUGCUACUACCACGAAUACGUCCCGGAACUGCUCGAUUCCUUGCAGGACCUGAACGAGACUCGUGUCUCGAAACUGAACUCGAUAUGGCUAGUCGCCGCGGCCCUCGAGACCAAUACGCUCAAGAGAAGCACCGAGCUCAUGACCCGUCUCUCAAACGAGAUUCCCCGAAACAACCCAAGCCUCGACAGCAAUAUGUUUGUGCGGCACAAUGCUGUGCAAUGGCAGGAGCCUCCUGACAUGGUCUUUGAACCGUCUCCAGUGUGGUUGGAUCAGGAUCACAUGAUGACCGAUGAAGCCUCCAAAGUUUUCCUGCGCAACAUCCUGCUGAAGAGCAAGCCGCUCAUCAACCAACUCAAGGCAGAAUCGGCUCAAAAAAGGCGAGAGCUGGAAAAUGUUAAACAGGCGCGGCGAGAACGCAAGGACAAGCGGGACGAAGUAGAUUCAGUGCGGUCGCAAUUCGCCUUGCAGGAGGAGCUGCAUGCCGUUGAGCGAAAACGACUGACGGCAGAAGUGGAGACGUCGAUAAUCACCUCAGUCGCGGGCGAUCUUAGCAUGUAUGGCAAGAGCCACAACUUCAAAUCCGAGACCUUCAAAAUCCCUACCAAUUGUGAUCUAUGUGGUGAUCGCAUCUGGGGCCUGAGUGCCAAAGGCUUCAUAUGUACUGAUUGCGGCUUUACUUGUCACAGCAAGUGCCAGAUGAAAGUGCCUGCGGACUGUCCUGGAGAACAGACGAAGGAAGAGAAGAAGAAGUUGAAAGCGGAACGACAAGCGGCAGCCCUGAUGGCAGUGGAAGCCCCGCCGCCUGCCUCGAACGGUGCUACGUCUCCUCCUCCCUUGGUGAGACACGAUACGAUGAGCAGUCUGUCAUCUGGCUACGCGGCUAGUGCCACCAGGUCGUUGUCUGGCGGUGUUCCGAGGCUGUCAGCAAUGGACGAUUCAGCCACCACCUCUCCACUAACGACUAUCACUUCCAACUCCGGAUCCACGACGGUCACUGCGGCGAGACGAAACAGGGUUGUUGCGCCACCUCCAGCAGCAUAUGUCAGCGCGCCUGGCCCUGACUUGGCUGCCAACGGGAGCGGUCAACCCAGAGGUAAGAUGCUGUACCCCUAUGAAGCCAGAGACGAGGGCGAAAUAUCUCUUCCAGAGGGCGCGGAAGUGAAGAUAGUGGAACCUGACGACGGUGGCUGGACCAAAGUCCACGCUGGCUUGGGCAAAGAAGGCCUGGUGCCCACAGCUUACCUGGAAGAACUGCCCACUGCGGCGAGUACGCCCGCGCAAGAGCGCCCACCAUCAUUAUAUUCCAACUCGAGUGCCUCCCUGGCAUCGUCCAACCUGGCUGGCGGGAGCAAAAAGAAGCAAGGUCCAGCAGUGGCGCCCAAACGAGGAGCGAAGAAGGUCAAAUAUGUCGAAGCUCUCUAUCCUUACACUGCGCAGAGUGACGCCGAGUUCGACAUGGCGGAGGGGGAGAAAUUUAUCCUGAUCAGUAUGGGCACCGGAGAUGGGUGGGCGGAUGUGGAGAAGAAUGGCGAGACCAGAAGUGUUCCCGCCAACUAUAUCCAGGAGGUCUAG